This is a messenger RNA of Thunnus maccoyii (southern bluefin tuna), 2399 nucleotides long. RefSeq names its product transcription factor 12-like. The record is from RefSeq and is a predicted model, not a curated record. Gene Ontology annotation, biological process: regulation of transcription by RNA polymerase II. Lineage: Eukaryota; Metazoa; Chordata; Actinopteri; Scombriformes; Scombridae. Gene Ontology annotation, cellular component: transcription regulator complex. Bases 139 to 1641 code for a protein of 500 amino acids. The transcript is spliced from 13 exons. Gene Ontology annotation, molecular function: RNA polymerase II cis-regulatory region sequence-specific DNA binding; protein dimerization activity; DNA-binding transcription factor activity, RNA polymerase II-specific.
GUAGCUGCAUGACCAGCAGGGGUAGGUUAGGGGAAGGAGUGCAUGUGGACUAUAUACACAUGAGUAGAGAGACGGACUGACGAGCUGUGUGUGGGCUGUAUUGUGAGCCUGGAGUCUUGCACUGAACCAGACAGAGUUAUGUACUGCGCUCAUCCUGUCUCUGGAACAGGCAACAACUCAUUGAUGUAUUGCUACAACAUGAAACCAGUUUAUGGGCAGUCUCCCAGUAAUGACGACAUCAACCAGAACACAUCCUCACACCCAUCCAACAAGCCCCCCAGCAAUGUGUUUGCAAGCACAUUCUUUGAGGGAACGAGCAAUUCACCCGACAUCUGGAAUGCUGUAAAUGGGCUGAACCAGCAGGGCUAUGAAGGUGCACUGGGAGCAGCCACAACCCACCAAACACAGCCGGGGAGCUACAGCAGCCUGCAGCCACCACACAGUCACCUGGACUACUCCCCACAUUCAGUGAUGGCUGCAGAUAUGAACCGAGGUCUCCCACCCAUGUCCACUUUUCACCGCAACAACACAGCAUCACACACUCCGUCGAUCAACACGUCAGAGAACUCCACAGUCUCAGGGAGCCAGAGAAAUGUGUCAGGAGGUUCACAGACAGGUGAUACCCUGGGAAAGGCUCUAGCCUCUAUUUAUUCCCCCGAUCACACCAGCAGCAGCUUCCCCUCCAGCUCGUCCACACCGGUCAGGUCUCCGUCCCCACUGCCGAAUGCCGCUGAACCCACAGGUACUAACAUGUGGCCCCGGAGUUCAGUACAGGCACCAGUCUCACCACAUUAUGAGUCUUCCCUCAUAUCACUGUCUCAGGUGGAGGACCGUCUGGACAGAUUGGACGAUGUGAUCCACGUCUUAAGGAACCACGCUGUCGGCCCCACAGCCUGUCUGCCCUCUGACAUCCACGGCCUGCUGAACCAGACCCACCACGGCCACCCAGGCUCCGCCAGCACUCUACCACUCACCUGUCACACUCCAGCCAUGGUUGAAGCUGUCACUAUGAACAACAACCACCCAGCCUUCCAGAGCCGCACACAAAAUGGCCACCCGUACCCGGUCAGACAGAGGGCCACGCUUCAGCCAAUCCAGGCAGGAGGCAGAGGAGGUUUGGGAGUUCAGGGUAAUCUGGAGCUGAAGAUGGAAAGCGUGGGGGAGAGAGACGAGAUGAUGCACACCAAUCACAGCCACAGCUCUGACAGCCAGAGAUCAGAUGAGGAGAGCGAACACAAAACACAAGGAGAAAACAGCUCCAGGAACAGUAUCCACGAGGAUGAGGACCUGAGCCCGGAGCAGAAGGCCGAACGUGAGCGUGACAGGAGGAUGGCCAACAACGCCCGGGAACGUCUGCGCGUGCGGGACAUCAACGAGGCCUUUAAGGAGCUGGGUCACAUGUGUCAGCUGCACCUGAAGAGCGAGAAGCCGCAGACCAAGCUGUUGGUGCUGCACCAGGCCGUGGCGGUGAUCCUCAGCCUGGAGCAACAAGUCAGAGAGAGGAACCUGAACCCGAAGGCAGCGUGUCUGCGGCGGAGAGAGGAAGAGAAGGCGUCUGCUGUCAUGACGGAUCCACAGUCCAUGCAUCUAGCUUUCCAUCCCGGUCUGACAGACCCAGCGAACCCCAUGGGCCAUCUCUGAGCAUCUGAUAAUAACUACAAGUCCAAAUGUUGAGCGAAGAGCAUCCUAUAGGAGCAUCCAGCUGUUCAGGAAGUCCAGCGUUUCUUCUGAAUUCGGACCAGAGCGGAGAGAGUCUGACCUCUCUGUUUGUAAAGUGUGAUGCAGUUGAACAAUCAUCUCUUCUCUUCCCACACGGACUUCUAACUUUGUGCCUAAACUUACUCAUAACAGACAAAUGCAUUGUAAGCUGCAGAUGUUUUUUUUUUUUUAUGUACAUAUUUUGUAUAUUUAUUGAUUAUCUUUCUGUACUGAAUGGAUGAAAACCAGUCGUGGCAAAGUUGUCAUCUGCAGUUUCAUUUUUGGCAGAGCCAGAUAUAUUUCUGACAGACUUUUACAGUGUAUCACUAUUUACCAUGUACACUCGUGAUUUCCACAGAGCUCAGAGGACUGACAUUCCCGCAUUUGUGUGUUCAGACUACGGAUUUCAUUUGUCGUGUGUGUGUGUGUGUGUGUGUGUGUGUGUGAGAGUGUGUUGUAGGAGUUUGACCAUUCUAUGAAUGAACAGAUCUCCAAGAAUGUUCUUUAACGUGUGGGCAUCAUAUACAAUAUAUUGAAGCUGUCCUGUUAUUUGUAUAUUUGUUACAGAUUUGUGUUAUAGCACUGUUAACAAGAAAACACUUCCUGAAACACUGGUGGACAGAACCAAACACUUCUCAGUCUUAUUCCUUCUUCUUCUCAGUGUAAUUAUCGCUCUCCAGAUGUAGUCGCAGCUCUCUAAU